This is a messenger RNA of Elephantulus edwardii (Cape elephant shrew), 1746 nucleotides long. It is a transcript of the gene RRN3, whose product is annotated as RRN3 RNA polymerase I transcription factor homolog (S. cerevisiae). The record is from RefSeq and is a predicted model, not a curated record. Lineage: Eukaryota; Metazoa; Chordata; Mammalia; Macroscelidea; Macroscelididae. Gene Ontology annotation, molecular function: RNA polymerase I general transcription initiation factor activity; RNA polymerase I core binding. Gene Ontology annotation, biological process: transcription initiation at RNA polymerase I promoter. Gene Ontology annotation, cellular component: nucleus. The transcript has 18 exons.
AUGGCGGGUCCGCUGCUCCGCACGCGGAUUCCCGGGAGUGCGGCCGCUCCUGCGUCUGCAGUCAAAAAGCUGGGGACCACGAGGACUGGGAUUUCAGACAUACUCACAUUAGAGAGUGAUUUCUUCACUUCUCCCACAAGAAAGACGGUUCGAUUUGGUGGAACUGUGUCAGAAAUCUUGCUGAAGUACAAAAAGGGUGAAACAAACGACUUUGAGUUGUUGAAGAACCAGCUGUUAGAUCCAGACAUAAAGGAUGACCAGCUCAUUAACUGGCUGCUGGAAUUCCGCUCUUCCGUCAUGUAUUUGACGAAGGACUUUGAGCAGAUUGUCAGUAUUCUGUUGAGACUGCAGUGGUUGAACCGAAGUCAGAACGUGGUGGAAGAAUACUUGGCUUUUCUCAGUAAUCUUGUAUCAGCACAGACAGUCUUUCUUCGACCAUGUCUCAGCAUGAUCGCUUCUCAUUUUGUACCUUCCCGAGUGAUCUUCAAGGAAGGUGAUGUGGAUGUUUCAGAUUCUGAUGAUGAAGAUGAUAAUCUUCCUGCCACCUUUGACACAUGUCACAGAGCCUUGCAGAUAAUAGUGAGAUAUGUCCCAUCGACACCCUGGUUUCUUAUGCCAAUACUGGUGGAAAAAUUUCCGUUUGUUCGAAAAUCAGAGAGAACGCUGGAGUGUUAUGUUCAUAACUUACUGAGGAUUAGUGUCUAUUUCCCAACCUUGAGGAAAGAGAUUCUUGAGCUUAUUGUUGAAAAGCUACUCAAGUUGGAUGUGAAUGCACCCCGGCAAGAUAUUGAAGAUACUGAGGAAGCAGCAGCUCAAACUCAUGACGUCACAGACGCCACAGAAGGAUUGUUUAAUAUGGAUGAAGAUGAAGAAACUAAAAAUGAAGCCAAGACUGAUCCUGCACAAUUAGACUGCAUGGUCCAUCCGGUGGCGGAACGCCUGGACAUCCUACUGUCUUUACUUUUGUCCUACAUUAAGGAUGUCUGCUACGUUGAUGGUAAGGUUGAUAUCAACAAAACAAAGGAUUUAUAUCGAGAUCUGAUCACCAUCUUUGACAAGCUCUUGUUAUCCACCCAUGCCUCCUGCCAUAGCAUCUGUACUCUAAAAUCAUGUCUAGAUCUUCUGGUGAACUGGCUGCACAUGUACCUUAAUAACCAGGACUCGGGAACGAAGGAUUUUUGUGAUGUUGCCCUGCAUGGACCCUUUUACUCAGCCUGUCAGGCCGUGUUCUACACCAUCGUUUUCAGACACUAAGAAUUAUUUUCUUUUUUAAUCAAAGGUUUGCAGUUCCUGCAGAAUCUAAAUCUUGAACGCAUAGUCAUGAGCCGGCUAAAUCCUCUGAAGAUUUGCCUGCCGUCGGUAGUUAACUACUUUGCUGCUGUGACAAGUAAAUACCAGCUGGUCUUCUGCUACACCAUCAUCGAGCGGAACAAUCGUCAGAUGCUGCCAGUCAUUAGACAUACCGCUGGGUCAAAAAAAUUCAUCGAUCCUAUUUAUCAAGUAUGGGAAGACAUGAUGGCUGAAGAGCUUCAAGAAUUUAAGAAACCCAUUAAAAAGGAGAUGGUGAUGACGGAGGAUGACGAUGAUGAUUUUUUGAAAGGUGAAAUUCUCCCAAAUGACCCUGUGAUCGAGAUCACGCCGAGCUCCUUCGACUCCCAUUUCCGAAGCCCGUCAAGCAGUGUGGGCUCCCCGCCGGUCCUCUACAGAGUAGACCAGUCCCCUCUUCUGUCAGGGAUUUGUGACUGA